CGUUACUCUCUGCUCUGUCACUCCAUCACGGCACAGUUCCUGGUUCGGCGCAGCGUUCAGCGGUAGAAGCAGCGGUAGCAGGGCCCUCCCUCUGUCUCUGCACAUAAAUACUCGCAGCCUGCCUAUUUCCAGGCAUGGAUGACGGUUGCACUCAGACAUGGCACUGCGACAUUACACCCUCGACUUCAAGCUCUCUGCGGCAGUGGACUCCUCUUCGACAGUUCCUGAUCUACUGUCCAUAUUUCAUGAGCAGGAAAUGACAGAGACUGUCCAUGAAACAAAUGGACAUGGAUACCUUGGUACUUUUGUAGGCAAGAAUGGCUGGCUUGCCAUUCUGCGUGUACACUCGCAUGGGUUGGUCACUGUUGAUCUGCAGUGUUAUGAAGAGGACGACUUUGCACAAGUAGACAAUCUUUUAAAUGCACUGGAAUCUAAGCUGAAGGUGAUCUUGAAUGGCAAUAUAACGAGGAUUAAAAGGCUCCCGGCCCUCGUACGAGGAGCAGAAGUCGACCGGUACUGGCCCACAACUGACAACAGACUGGUGGAGUAUGAUAUGGACCAGUUGGUGUAUGAAGAAGAUUCUGCAUUUCAAAACAUAAAGAUACUGCACUCGCAGCAGUACGGAAAUGCUCUAAUACUGGAUAAUGACUUGAACCUGGCAGAGAGUGAUUUGGCCUACACCCUAGCCAUCAUGGGUAGCGGUAGAGAGAAUUAUACUGGAAAAGAGGUGCUGAUAUUAGGAGGAGGUGAUGGAGGCAUCCUUUCAGAGAUGGUCAAACAAAAGCCAAAGAUGGUCACCAUGUUGGAUAUUGACCAGAAGGUGAUCGACGCAUGCAAAAAGUACAUGAGAGGCACUUGUGGAAAUAUCCUUGACAACCUGAAGGGAGACUGUUACCAAAUACUAGUAGAGGACUGUGUCCCGGUGCUGAAGAAGUAUGUCCAGGAAGGAAAGACGUUUGAUUACGUGAUCAACGACCUGACUGCAAUCCCAAUAUCCACGGAGCCAGAAGAAGACUCAAUGUGGGAGUUCCUGCGUCUCAUCUUAGACCUGUCAAUAAAAGUCCUGCAUCCCUCGGGGAAAUAUUUAACACAGGGUAACGCCGAGAACAUGACUGAGUCCCUGGGUCUGUACGAGGAACAGCUAGGGAAGCUCUCGUGCCCCGUGGGGUUUUCCAAAGAGGUGGUGUGUGUCCCCUCCUACAUGGAGCAAUGGGUUUUCUACUCCGUGUGGAAGAAGUAAAGACCUGCACAUUUCCCUCCUUGAAUCCCCAACAACUGGAAUGUGAAUGCUCGUCCCAUCUCUGCUGCAGCCCUGGAGGUGCGUUCAGACUGAGUGUCGGUGGAGAAUUAGAGGCAUCCCAAAAUUUGGAUUUAUACACUAUGUGUGAUUUCAACUUGGGGGGGGGG
Molecule: messenger RNA, 1407 nt
Organism: Pungitius pungitius (ninespine stickleback)
Lineage: Eukaryota; Metazoa; Chordata; Actinopteri; Perciformes; Gasterosteidae
Gene: sms
Product: spermine synthase
Exons: 11
Coding region: 158-1240 (360 amino acids)
Biological process (GO): spermine biosynthetic process
Molecular function (GO): spermine synthase activity
Source: RefSeq, a predicted model, not a curated record